AUGUUUGAGGACACGUUUAUCUUGCCUCAGGAUCAUGUUGCUCCUGAUGCUGCUCUUACGUCGGAGUCAUCCAAGCUUACGCAAAACGACGUUGCCGGAACAGAUUGUAAAGAGCCUGGCGCAGGAGAUCCCCCACAUGGAUGGGAACGUCGAGCGAAAAAAUCUCAGCAGCACUGGUAUGCACGAAUCUGUGCAUUUCGCGAUGGUGGCCAGAAACGGAAGCAAGCUGAUUAUGUUGCAAAGUGGAAAGCUAUGACAAAUGGACAGCAGGACGCGUUUCGACGCGAAGUCACAGCCAAGCUGUCUAACACUGGCAGCGCUGCCGCGCUUGAGUGUCAACCUAACAAGACUUUGCUGCCAUGGGAAGUUGAAUCGGAUGCGGGCCGAACGAUCCAGUUGCCCCAGGGUUACACAACGGAUGAUUUGGCGCGAGAUUUUGAGCAGUAUUCGCACCACCCUGCAGGCCACGACCAGAAACGGUGGGAGAUGUACGGCUUGCUUCAUUUGUUGCUCAAAGACGCUGGCACAAAAUUGCAGAAGCCUGCUACUGCAGAGUCAGAGCUGAAGGCCUUGAAGAUCAACAAGAAGCAGCUGUACAAAAUUGCCACCAUGUUUCCAGAGCAUCUUCCGUUCGAGUGCCCGCCUAUUUUUCGGAUGGGGCGAACGCCCCAGAGCUCACUCUCCGUUGCUGAAAAAGAAGACCUGUGGACCUACAUCCGCUUUCAUGAGUGCACAGGCUCAUCCCUCUGCGUCCAAGAGGUUGAGAAAGCUAUAGUGGUGAUGAAAAUGGAGAAGAUGGGACAUCUAAGAGAUGAGCCUCCUGUUGGUGAGUUGCAAUCCCGCAUAGAGUCAAUGCUUCCCAAGUACAAUCAUUUGUGGAGAGAUUUGAAGGAAUGGUGCCGCAAAACCAAGCCGCCUUCUGAGCAACUGUCGGUAUCAAAGCUGAAGCUAAAGACUGGCUAUGAGGUCACAUCGUGCACUCCACAGGUGGUCGCCGCAGUGCUUUCUGGUUUAGAGGACAUGUGCACCCGCGCUGGAAUCAUGCGCGAUGGGAUCCUGCUGGAAAAAGAGGCUGGCCGUCUAAUCAUAACUGACGAGAAAGGGUUUUCGGCCCGGGCAGAUGCCAUCGUCAGAGGAGUCACAACCAGAAAAGGAAAGCAGACAGCAGCUGCAUCCACGCCCGUGCUUUCUUUUGAGCACGUGACAGUCACAAGCUUUCUGCCAUGUGUUGGCCCAGCGUUGUCCUUUGUCUUUUUCUUGGAGCAGUGCCUGAUCAAGCCAGCUCGGGAAAGGUAUCCUGACACCAGUAUUCCAUUGAUUCUUAUCCUUGACAGUGGUGGCGGAUCAAACCUACACAUCAGCGUCUCCAUGGCUCUACUGUGCCACAGACACAACAUCAUGCCGUACGUCUUACCGGCCUACACGACAGCUGCCUGCUGCCCACUGGAUUCCAAUCCACACUCUACUAUGAGCAAGCUGUGGAGUGGGUUCAAGGCGGCUUGGGUGCGUCAGCAUGGAAGUUUGAACAUACACCAUGCUUUGGCAGGGAUUCGUCGCUGUGUCAUCGAAGGUCUCAGUGAGACACAAGCACGUGCUGGCUGGGCGCAAUGCGGCUGGACUCCAGGAGAACGCAUUCAGCGCUUCAAAGUGCUCAAUGAAAGAGCUACAGAACUGUUCCACUGCAAGGAUUCCUGGUGCGCACCCACUCCACAAAGCAAAACUUCCUCUGCUUUGUCCAUAGUAGAGAAAGUAAGCCCUCAGAAAAAGUCGUGCUCUGCUGAUGGGCGCAAAGCGAAAGUGUCUGUAGUUGACAAGUUUUGUGGGCAGUGCGGUGCGGCAAAUAGCAACUAUGAGUCCAAGACUGCAGAGCUUUACAAAGCCAAGCGUUCUGGGUGGCUGAAGCCCCCCCAGUUGCUUGAAGUUGCUGCAGAGAAUGCCGCAGAGAAGCAGCUGGCGGUUGGGGUGGGUGAGCUCUUCAAGAAGCUUCGCAGCAAGGACAAAGGGCAAGCAGAUAGUGGACAUCAAGAGCAGGCAUUGGAAGAUCCAUUGCCUGCACCUGGGAAGGGAGCUACUACAAGUGCAGAAAAGAUUGUGGAAGAGGCUGUGGAGUUUGAUUUGAACGAGCCUGACGGCUGCAUCAGUUACAUCGUGGCAUGCUUCCCUGUGGCUGAGAGGGAUGCUGUCAUUCCCAUUGCCACCUUCUAUGUUGACAAUGAGUUGCGGAAGAAGACUGGUAAGGGCCAUCCGCUUUGGGAAGUAUUUCGGAUGAACGUGAUCAGUUCCAAUGUGCUAGGAUUGGAUCGGAGUCGCUGGCCUUUUCGAGCAGCUCCAAAGCGGAGGUUGAGCCGGCAGCUUUGCGAGUGUGAGGCGGCCGACCCAGUGAUGGCGGAAAGAAUCCAGGAUGUCUCCCUUUUGCAGAGGAGCAACGUCUUUGCUGGUGGGUCACACGUGUGGGGCAGCCUGCCCUGCGCUCAUUUGCGCGCAAUGGGCUUGAGCACGCGCCCUCUCCAUUUGUUGACCUUUUUUCAGCCAAGGUUCGCCGACUUAGCAGGUUUUGGCCAUUGGUUGAUGCUGCAAAGUGGCCAGAGGCUUGCGGAAGAAGGGGUGACAUUUGACAGAGAGAAGGCCAUGCUCUACCUCAUCGCAGAGGGAGAGGUUGAGGUCUCUUCUGGUGGCCGUCCGGUGGCCGUGCUGGGCCCUGGGAACCGUGUCGGGGAGGUGGGUUACCUGCUGCAUGAAAGCGAGUCCUCUCGAGCAUCUUCCGCCACGGUCACCGUGCGUGCUCCCAGCGUGCGAUGCUUGGCCAUCCCUUUGCAGGAGAUUUGCACCCUCCUCCAGCGGCGGGCGGACUUGCGGCAGCCCUUGCUGCAGCUGUUCACGCGAGAUCUUUUGAUGAAGGAGGCGGCUGUGAGCAAUGAGGCUUUCGAGGAACGACGCUACAAGGCCGUCCUGGAAGUGGCGUGCCCAAUGGUGCAACAUCCAGGGGUGGCCUCCGGCUUGGCAGCCUACCGGCGCCGGAACAGCGUCUCUGAGAAGGAACACCAGCGCUUGGCGCUGACAGUCCCAGGCGCAUGGGAUGAGUCCCGGCCCAAGCUACUUUGGAGCCCAGGUGCCUUCCUUCGGUCCUUGACCUCCGAGCCAAGCACCGGAGCUGAAAAGAUGUGCGCGCUGACAGAGCGCGGCGCAGCGCUCGGGCAGAUGAAGUAAACGAAAGGCAGAUAAACGCCAGGCGGAGACAGCCCUAUCCCUUUCCUUUGAACAUACUCAGCAUCUUCAGUGGCCUGAAGCCAGUAUGUGGCACCUCCCAAACGGAGGGUCGCGAGAGAGUCAGAUUGAGAUGGAUCACCGUGGAAACCAUGUUUAACUUUCGAUCAGUUUGAGACCAUGUCAAACCAGCUUGAUUCAAUGCUACUCAGCUAC
Messenger RNA from Durusdinium trenchii, 3420 nucleotides. The record is from the annotation of a GenBank genome assembly. Lineage: Eukaryota; Dinophyceae; Suessiales; Symbiodiniaceae.